This is a messenger RNA of Cyprinus carpio (common carp), 652 nucleotides long. RefSeq names its product ubiquitin-conjugating enzyme E2F (putative) (gene ube2f). Gene Ontology annotation, cellular component: nucleus. The record is from RefSeq and is a predicted model, not a curated record. The transcript is spliced from 8 exons. The annotation marks the transcript as partial. Lineage: Eukaryota; Metazoa; Chordata; Actinopteri; Cypriniformes; Cyprinidae. Gene Ontology annotation, molecular function: NEDD8 transferase activity. Gene Ontology annotation, biological process: protein neddylation.
CUUCCGGCUUCUGAACCGCUCAGGCAGCGGAAAUCAUUAAACUCAGCGGAGCUAAUCUGCGCAGCGUUCCACUCAAUUCUGUUUCUUUUAACGACAUUUAGCGUCUUUUAUUUAGACGUUAUUUGGGAGGAAACCGUGUGAAAUUCAGUUUCAGCGUCUUGAUUAUGGUGUAAACGGUGUGUGAGAGUGUGUAUGUUGGUCUGCUGGUAUGCUGACGUUAGCCAGUAAGCUGAAGAGGGAGGAGGGUGUGAGGGCCGGCCGGACCUCUGCAGGCUCCAACGAAGCCUCUCAUAGAGUGUCCAUCAGAGAUCGACUGCUCAUCAAAGAUGUUUCAGAACUUGAGGCCAACCUUCCAAAUACCUGUAAAGUAACGUUUCCUGAUGAAAACAAACUCUGUCACUUCCAGUUGGCUGUUUCACCAGAUGAAGGCUAUUACCUUGGUGGAAAGUUUCAGUUUGAGAUUGAAGUUCCCGAAGCCUAUAAUAUGGUGCCUCCCAGAGUCAAGUGCUUGACUCGAAUAUGGCAUCCAAACAUUGCAGAAACUGGGGAGAUCUGUCUGAGUCUAUUGCGAGAGCAUUCAAUUGAUGGUACUGGAUGGGCACCCACUCGUACUCUAAAGGAUGUAGUAUGGGGACUGAAUUCACUCUUCACU